This is a messenger RNA of Anoplopoma fimbria (sablefish), 1402 nucleotides long. RefSeq names its product MAP3K12 binding inhibitory protein 1 (gene mbip). The transcript is spliced from 9 exons. Bases 5 to 1018 code for a protein of 337 amino acids. Lineage: Eukaryota; Metazoa; Chordata; Actinopteri; Perciformes; Anoplopomatidae. The record is from RefSeq and is a predicted model, not a curated record. Gene Ontology annotation, cellular component: cytosol.
UUCAAUGGCGGAGACAAUGAAGCUAAGUGGAAAUCACGCUCCCCCUAAUGAAUCCUGCAACAUGUCCAACUACAGGGACUGCACCUGUGCGAUGCUGAAGCUGCUCUCAGACUUCGGGAGAGAGCUCAAAUUAAGUGAUGCUGCUCUGAGAAUAGAAGUCAACAUCGAUGCUGUUGAUCUACCGUCAUCUCCAGAUACUCACGUAUACAACUGUUUGCAGGAGCAUAUCACUCAAUUACAGGCUGUAUCAGAAAACUUAAAGACACUGAUGGAGGCUCACCGUGAUACAUCAUCUACAAAAGACAACACAUCAGUCGAUGCUGUCACCUCAUCGUCACUCAAAGAGCAGACGACUGCGAUGUCUGAGCACCAUCCUCUCAGCCCAGAGGAUGCGGAAAGCAAGACGGCAGCUGAUGAUGUCAUGGUUCAGAUCAGAGCCAGGAAGUCAGAGAUUGAGCGAAGAAUAUCUGCAUUUAUGGAACGCAAGCAGAUGGAGAUCAAUGAAAACAAUGUACGCGAAUUUUGCAACGUGAUCGACUGCAAUCAGGAAAACAGCUGUGCAAGAACAGAGGCAGUUUUCACUCCAUAUCCAGGUUUUAAAAGCCACGUUAAAGUCACAAGGGUGGUAAACACUUAUGGGCCCCAGACACGUAGUGGGGGAGGACAAGGAGAGGCUGUGGAGCAGCAGAGGGGGCCGAUGGCAAGAGACUGUGGAAAUGCAGCCAUAGAAGAACGACUUCACAAUAUCGAGACUCACCUGAAACUCCCAACAGCUGGCCCAGUUCCAUUGAGUGUCUACCAGAGACUAAAGAAGCUGGAGGAUCGUAUCUUGGAGUUAGAGGGACUCUCACCAGAGUACUUUCAGUCCACGGGUCACCUCCACAAACGACCAAAGACAUCCCCUGCUCAGGCCUGUAGUCUGACAGAGCUGGAUGAGAAGAUCAGUGCAGUGAAAGCUGCCCUACUGAAAAGGGUGAAUGAAUUCGGGCCAGGAUAUGGAACAGAGUGUCCUCUGUAAUAUCCCCCCACAGCAACACUCCAAACAGACUGUUUAUUAAUGCAGUAUUGGUUUCUUUUUGUGUUCCUCCAUUCUUCAUUAGCACCGUUCUCAAAAUAUGCCAUCAAAAACACAUUUUAUACGAGCUUCAUGACAUGGGCAGAAAAACUGUAUUCCUAUAAAUAGUUUUGUAGUUACCUAAGAUGUAAUUGUUACUUUAAAUAAAGACAUUUCUUCCUUGGAAAACUGAUUAAAUUAUGAGCUUAAAGCUACUACGAGGAACUUUUUUUUCUGUUGAGUUUGGCGGUCCCUGUGAACAAAAGUGGUAGCGUGACAGUUUUUGACAGCAUACUAUGCCAUUAUUUCUUUACAUACUAUACAAUGAUGUUUUAAUAACGUGGUAUG